GGGGAAGACCGGGGUGCGGGGUGGGGGUUGCAGAAGGAGCGGAGCUGAGCGGCUGCUGCUCAAUGGCGGAAAAGCCGCCGGUGCUCUGACCGCCUCGUCCCCCUAGCACUUGCGGGGGAGUUUCUUGCCGGCGCGGUUGGAGUCUCUGUUUCUCAGGGUUUGGUGGCCGGAAGAUGCUCCAGAGAGACGAGGCUGCGGCGGAGGAGGUGGCGGCGGCCGAAUCGGCAACGGCGCUAGGGUGGAGAGAAGGCGGCAGCGGCGGCGGCGGCGGCGUGCGGGGCCCGACGGUGUAAACAGCCCCGGAGGUGGCGGAGGCGGUGGCCGAGACCCCCAGGGGGAAGCGGCGACUGAGGCAAGGUCGCGCCUCCGUUGGAAGCCUAGGCUGAGUGCAGCAGGAGGGCUCUGCGGCGGCGUGAGCGGACGCCCUAGACCUCGCCUCUCCCUCGCUCCAGAUUCAUUACAAACAUGGGUGCAUUUUUGGAUAAACCCAAAACUGAGAAACAUAAUGCUCAUGGUGCUGGGAAUGGUUUACGGUAUGGCCUGAGCAGCAUGCAGGGAUGGAGAGUGGAAAUGGAAGAUGCACACACAGCUGUUGUAGGUAUUCCUCACGGCUUGGAAGACUGGUCAUUUUUUGCAGUUUAUGAUGGUCAUGCUGGAUCCCGAGUGGCAAAUUACUGCUCAACACAUUUAUUAGAACACAUCACUAAUAAUGAAGACUUCAGAGCAGCUGGAAAAUCAGGAUGUGCUCUUGAGCCUUCAGUGGAAAAUGUCAAGAAUGGUAUCAGAACUGGCUUUUUGAAAAUUGAUGAAUAUAUGCGUAACUUUUCAGACCUCAGAAAUGGAAUGGACAGGAGCGGUUCAACUGCAGUGGGAGUUAUGAUUUCACCUAAGCAUGUCUACUUUAUCAACUGUGGUGACUCACGUGCUGUUCUGUACAGGAAUGGACAAGUCUGCUUUUCUACCCAGGAUCACAAACCUUGCAAUCCAAGGGAGAAGGAGCGAAUCCAAAAUGCAGGAGGCAGCGUAAUGAUACAACGCGUUAAUGGUUCAUUAGCAGUGUCUCGUGCUCUGGGGGACUAUGAUUACAAGUGUGUUGAUGGCAAGGGCCCAACAGAACAACUAGUUUCUCCAGAGCCUGAGGUUUAUGAACUUUUAAGAGCAGAAGAGGAUGAAUUUAUCAUCUUGGCUUGUGAUGGGAUCUGGGAUGUUAUGAGUAAUGAGGAGCUCUGUGAAUUUGUUAAAUCUAGGCUUGAGGUAUCUGAUGACCUGGAAAAUGUGUGCAAUUGGGUAGUGGACACUUGUUUACAUAAGGGAAGUCGAGACAACAUGAGUAUUGUACUAGUUUGCUUUUCAAAUGCCCCCAAGGUCUCAGAUGAAGCAGUGAGAAAAGAUGCAGAGUUGGAUAAAUACUUGGAAUCACGGGUUGAAGAAAUUAUGGAGAAGUCUGGUGAGGAAGGAAUGCCUGAUCUUGCCCAUGUCAUGCGCAUCUUGUCUGCAGAAAACAUCCCAAAUUUGCCUCCUGGGGGAGGUCUUGCUGGCAAGCGCAAUGUUAUUGAAGCUGUUUAUAGUAGGCUGAAUCCACAUAGAGAAAGUGAUGGGGGUGCUGGAGAUCUAGAAGACCCAUGGUAGCCUUAUAAACUUCUAAAAUGCUUUUGAUUCUGAAAAUUGGGGCAAAAACUUUUAAUCACAAUUUUCUUCAAUACAAGGGAAAAAUAUUCUUGUGGAUUCCCAACGUUUUGUGAUAUGAGCAGAAAAUCAUUAGCAUUUCCCAUCAUUUGUUCAUAUUGUGUUUUCUGAUAAUUGCCACUUGUAGCAUUGCCUGUACUACAGUAUUUUUGCCAACCUCAGGCAUACUGGUUACAUCUGUGUUGAACUUUUGGCCCUAGAAACCAACAGUUAAUUUCAUCACAAAUAACGUUUGUGCCUGAGGUGCAUGGGAAUAUAGUUAGCUGUACUCUGAAGAUACAUUAUGUUUUUUUUUUUUUUUUAAACAAGACACACAACAUAUAAGCAUGUAAAAGUAAACAAUUGUAUGAGAUGUUCUUUUUUUCAGUUCACCAAGUUGAAAGCCUUUUGCAGCUCUGUGGCUUGAAAUUUCAUUUGAGCAAUUUACUAUAGGGUAUAUAUUUAUUAUUAAUGGUUAUUUAAUUUCUUUUCCAAUUUUACCUGUAUUACCAAACUGGGUUCUCCAUGUCCACAUUGUAAUGUUGCCUGCUUUGAGAUAAGUGUAUCUGGCAAUAAUACUAUAAACCCUGACAAAUUUUAUGCACGUAUCUACUUCAUCCUUCCACUCUCACUAGAAAAUCUUUGAAACCAAAUGGAUUAAUUUAUGGCUAUUUAUAAUUUGCUUUGACAUCUCACUGCUGCAAAUUUUUUAAAUGAUGAGAUUUGCCUUUAUAAUGUAAAUUGUGAUUUUGGUUUUACAUGUGGUUUUCUAUAGUUUUAAUUUUUCAGCUUUUAAGAUACGACAAGUUUUGUGUAAUUUGGUAUAAUUUUUAAUUGUUUACAUUAUUUUAAAAGCUCAGAAUAUCACAUUGAAAUAUGACUAUAAAUACAUUUAAAAUUAUCUAUUUUAGAUCUAAGGAAAUAUUACAGAGAUAUUUUCAUGGGUUCAGUAACCCCUUUCAUUUUAUAACAUUGGGCACGGUACAGAGUGGCUGUCACAUAAGGUACUUGAAGAUUAUUAGUUUAAUUCUAUUUUUACAAUAACCUUGAAUUCCUGAAUUCUUUUUGAGUUUUGCAUGUAUCCAAUUAAUGCUGAACAUGAAGAGUAAAAUAUUUAUCUAAAAGCUAUCGGAGUAGGAGAAGCAAUGAAUGUAUCCAUUUGUACAUGGUUUACAUGUGGUGGAUGCUUUGUAAACAUUUUCCUGUAUGUUUAAAUUGUGUUUCAGCAGGAUGUAAUUGCCCUUGUGUAUAGUUACAAUGAGUCAUCAUCUGGUCCUGUGUGAAAUAGAAUUCAUGGUAUUUUCUGUAACAUUUUCCUGACGCUGUUUCCGGGGAGUCACACAUUUGAAUACAGACGGCUUCCUUGAUCAUUUGAUUUAUUGUGCACCUGAUUUUUGGUCUACAAAGAAUUAUUGCCACAGUAUAUUUUAUUUAUUCUUUAGAUUUUAGCCUUGUAAGUUAAAGUGCUUUACAUGAUGACGUUAAAAGCUAUUUGUCCCUUUACUGGGUUUGGGGGGCUGUUAAAAGAUAGGGAAUGAAGAAUGCAAAAUGGUUUAUUGUUCAACUGUCCACUCUGAUCCAAUCCUGUACUGAUAGUACCUUUCCAGUAUGAUAUUGUGAUGUUUCAUACACUGCAGUGAACAUAACCAACUUGUUGCCUAAAUAAAGAAUUGAUAAAAACAGUGUGACACAUUA
Messenger RNA from Phyllostomus discolor (pale spear-nosed bat), 3360 nucleotides. RefSeq names its product protein phosphatase, Mg2+/Mn2+ dependent 1B (gene PPM1B). The record is from RefSeq and is a predicted model, not a curated record. Gene Ontology annotation, biological process: protein dephosphorylation; positive regulation of canonical NF-kappaB signal transduction; positive regulation of canonical Wnt signaling pathway. Gene Ontology annotation, molecular function: manganese ion binding; magnesium ion binding; protein serine/threonine phosphatase activity. NCBI's taxonomy places the organism in Eukaryota, Metazoa, Chordata, Mammalia, Chiroptera, Phyllostomidae. Gene Ontology annotation, cellular component: cytosol; nucleus. Bases 466 to 1629 code for a protein of 387 amino acids. The transcript is spliced from 6 exons.